AAAGUCUAUAAAUUAAUUAGUUGCCACGAGCUCUUAGUUUAUGUGGUUCUCCUCUACACAAGUUAGACUGAACUGUCUAAAUGGCCGGAGGGGGAUUAGCCGUCGUUGAUGCACCGCCCUGUGGCUUCGACGGCAAGAUAACACUCUCAGUUGUCAUCACUUGCAUCGUUGCUGCAUCCAGUGGACUCAUUUUCGGAUAUGACAUCGGUGUUUCAGGAGGUGUCACAACGAUGGUACCGUUUCUUGAAAAAUUCUUCCCAUCAAUACUGAGAAAUGGAGCUGGUGCGAAGAACAUGUACUGUGUGUAUGACAGCCAAUUGUUGACGUUAUUCACGUCUUCUUUGUACCUUGCUGGGUUAGUGUCAUCUCUUGCGGCUAGCCGAGUCACGGCGGCGUUGGGUCGGAGAAACACCAUCAUGUUGGGUGGUGUCAUUUUUUUUGCUGGUGGCGCUCUUAAUGGAGGUGCGGAAAAUAUUGCUAUGCUCAUUUUGGGUCGUAUCCUUCUGGGCCUUGGGGUCGGUUUCACUAAUCAAGCUGCGCCACUAUACCUCUCUGAAAUCGCACCACCAAAAUGGCGAGGGGCUUUCAACACAGGCUUCCAAUUUUUCCUAGGAGUUGGAGUGCUUGCCGCCGGCUGCAUAAACUACGCCACCGCGAAGCACCCGUGGGGGUGGCGAAUCUCCCUUGGCCUCGCCGUGGUGCCCGCAACCGUUAUGACAGUUGGCGCAUUCCUCAUAACCGACACCCCCAGCAGCUUGGUUGAGCGCGGGAAAAUAGACCAAGCCAGAAACGCCUUGAGCAAAGUCAGAGGGUCCAACAUCGACGUUGAACCCGAGUUGGAAGAGCUAAUUAAUUGGUCGCAUAAUGCGAAAUCUAUGGUGCAGGAGUCCUUCAUGACCAUAUUUGAGAGACGCUAUCGACCCCACUUGGUCAUGGCAAUUGCUAUCCCACUUUUUCAGCAGCUUACGGGCAUCAACAUCGUCGCAUUCUAUUCACCUAACCUCUUUCAGUCUGUGGGUAUGGGACACGAUGCUGCUUUACUUUCAACUGUAAUACUUGGAAUUGUCAACCUUGCUUCUCUCAUCUUAUCCACUGCUGUUGUUGAUCGCUUUGGUCGAAGGUUCUUGUUCAUUACUGGUGGCAUUCUCAUGCUUUUCUGUCAGAUUGCGGUGUCUGCUUUGCUAGCUAUGGUGACUGGUGUUCAUGGUACAAAGGACAUGUCAAAGGGUAACGCAAUGUUGGUAUUGGUCCUACUGUGCUUUUAUGAUGCAGGUUUUGGUUGGUCAUGGGGCCCUCUCACCUGGCUAAUUCCAAGUGAAAUUUUCCCCUUGAAAAUCAGAACCACCGGGCAAAGCAUAGCAGUUGGGGUGCAGUUUAUAGCACUAUUUGCGUUAUCCCAGACAUUUUUGACAAUGCUGUGCCACUUCAAGUUCGGCGCCUUCUUGUUCUAUACUGUUUGGAUUGCAGUGAUGACUCUCUUUAUUAUGUUUUUCUUGCCCGAGACGAAAGGAAUUCCAUUGGAGUCAAUGUACACCAUAUGGGGCAAACACUGGUUUUGGGGGAGGUUUGUUGGAGGAGCAGUUAAGCAAGAUAAUCUUCCAUGACUACAUUUUGGGCACUCCCUUCUUAACCUUCUGUUUGUAAGUCUCAAAAGAUGAUCAUUAAUCAUUGGAACUCCCUGCUUACAACUACGAUGUUUUAUUUGGACUUGUACUUUACUUUUACCACAAUAAUACUAUAUCAGAAUAUCCUAUGUACCAGUAGUAGUUUUUUGUAAGUUCGUAUGUUAAAGUGUACUACAUAUCACUUUAAUUUUAGUUUAUCUAGUAAGUCUAUUCUCCGAGUUAGUUAGUAGUUAGUUACACACAAUUAGUAAUAGCUACUCUCCUCACUGAACUCAGAUUCAGAUAUAAAAUUUCAUCGAUCAUAAAUACUUGAAAUGUCGUCUUCUCAAUACAACAAUAUACAAGUUAUUCUCUCUUC
Messenger RNA from Glycine soja, 1983 nucleotides. Its product is annotated as sugar transport protein 5-like. Gene Ontology annotation, biological process: monosaccharide transmembrane transport. Lineage: Eukaryota; Viridiplantae; Streptophyta; Magnoliopsida; Fabales; Fabaceae. The transcript has 4 exons. Gene Ontology annotation, cellular component: membrane. The record is from RefSeq and is a predicted model, not a curated record. The coding region runs from base 81 to 1604 and encodes 507 amino acids. Gene Ontology annotation, molecular function: monosaccharide transmembrane transporter activity.